Corvus hawaiiensis (hawaiian crow) is the source of this 3396-nucleotide messenger RNA. It is a transcript of the gene ODF2L, whose product is annotated as outer dense fiber of sperm tails 2 like. Gene Ontology annotation, biological process: negative regulation of cilium assembly. Bases 706 to 2568 code for a protein of 620 amino acids. Gene Ontology annotation, cellular component: centrosome; ciliary basal body. The record is from RefSeq and is a predicted model, not a curated record. NCBI's taxonomy places the organism in Eukaryota, Metazoa, Chordata, Aves, Passeriformes, Corvidae. The transcript has 17 exons.
UACAAAUGAUCAUGUUUGUAUCACAUGAUCACUCAGUUUUGCACAAUUCAUUAUCUAAAAGUGAUGUUUCCGUACCUCUAAAUGAUCCUUCUGUAUGUCUCUUGCAGUGUCUCAGAUAUUGUAUGAAUUGCCACCUCAUCUGAACGUGGAUAUUUAAAAAUAUGCGGCUUUUCUACAGUGUUUGACAAUGUAUUGCCAAAACAGCUUCACAUACGGGCAAGUUACAUGAAGACUUAGUGUUUAACCUCAGAAAAAAAAAAAACAAAAUUAAUGGAAACGCCCAGAAAGAAAUAAGCCGUAGGAUCUAAAGCUCCCCAGAGGUCUCCAGGAUUUUUGUCCAUCUGGGUCUGACAGUAACCGCCUGGGUGCGCACGGGCAUGUCACGGGCGAGUAAGGGGCACAGCCUUUUGAGGCACCUUUGCAUCCCACCCGCACGCCCUCGUUCUCUCGGCGGGGGCAGUGGGUGCCGGUGCUCGCGGGGAGCGCCGGGCAAGGCCGGCCCGGGGAGGCACCGCCGCCUCCCCUCGCCGCGAGAGGGGCCGGCACGGCCUCGGCAACGGCAACGGCAACGGCAACGGCAACGGCAACGGCAACGGCAACGGCAACGGCGCGUUCCUCCGGCAGCGGCAACGGCAACGGCAGCGGCGCGUUCCUCCGGCAACGGGUCCCGGCGGCGAGGGGCGGCGGGCGCAGCAUUAAAUCAAAAUGUCAUCAUCAUCAUCACAACCAUCCUCAUCUUUACCUGUACGUGACUCUACUGCUCCUUCACUGGACUUUGAUCUUCAGGAAAAGUUUGUUCUUCUUCACACUAUUGAGGGAAAAACAUGUGUGCCACCUGGAGAAACAGGAAAACUGUGUUCACUGCUUCAGUCACAUAUAAAGGAUUGUCACAGAACUACAAAAGCCAUCCAAGAUGAAAAAUAUUUUACUGAUAUGAGCAAAGAGUCUGACAGUCUAGAACACCAAUUAAACAGUAAAAACAUUAACACUUGGAUGCAGAAGCUAAGUGAAAAUGAAAUUCAGAAUGCUAAUCUCAGGAAAAAAAUACUUGAAAAGGAGAAACAGAUUGAAGAACUUUCAUCCAUGCUUCAGUGUGAAAAAAUCAACGUACAGAAAGGAAACCAACUGUCAAGAUCAGUAAAGGAAGUACAAGCUCACCUGCAGUGUCAGAUUGAAAGAAAAGAAGCAGAAAAUGAUGAAUUAAAAGUGAAAAUACAGACUCUAGAAAAUAAAAUAGCAGAGUGGAAAUGUCAAAUUGGUGAAUACAAGUGCCAGAAGUUAGCCUUAAAGGAAACAAAUGAGCAAAAGAAGAUUGCUCUGGAAAAAGCAACAAGUUCCCAGAAACAAAGAGUUCAACGCUUUGAAGAAGCUGUGAAAAAUGUAACCUCUAAAAUAAGAGAACAUGAAGUCAAACUGUGUGAGAUAUUGUCAGCCUCUGAUGUCUGGAAAAAGCAGCAUGAUAGAAUAGUUGAAGAAAAGACAAUGUUAGAAGUUCAAAUAGAAGAUCUUCAGAAUCAGAUCACAGGCCUUGUGGAAGGCAUGAAAAGAAGGGAGGAAUGGAGAAGAAACUCGGAGGAGGAAAUUCUUGGAAGGCUAAAUUCAGUUAACUCUGAAAAUGAAAAGAUUUACCUUGAAAACAAAAAAUUAAAGGCUUCCCUUGCUACAUUAGAGAACAGUACAGUUUCUGUUGAAUAUGAGUUGCUACAUCUGCAAGAAAAAGCAAAGCUGCAGGAAAACCUUGUACAACAGCGUAAAAAUGAGGUACAAAAAAGACAAAUUGCAGUAGAAGAAUUGAAAUCCAGAUAUGAAGUGGUCUUAAAUGAAAACAAAAAAAUAACAGAAAACAAACGCUUAGAAGAAAAUAAGGUGAGGGACAAAACGGAGGCUGAGUUAAAGGAGUUACAACAUGUUUGUGACUUGCUGAAGGCAGCUGAGGAAAACCAGCAAAGGCUUAUGUCCUGGGAAAGGAUCCUUGCACAGAAAUGCAAAACCCUUAGGGAGCUGGAGGUUCAGCCUGAAUAUGAAUAUCCCUUGGGUCUUUUUUCCUGUGACAUCAAUUUCAGUGGCAGGGAUAGUGUAACUUCUAUGGGCUAUCUCUUAUUAGAAGAAGAGAUCUGUAACAUUCAGAAGAAAUAUGAAGAUCUUCAAAGGCAAUUAGGAGAGAUGGAAUUUCAGAAUGAAGGACUUGCUUGUCAGCUCAGAAAAGAAGAUGAGACUCUUCUGUGCAGUAAAUUGCAGCUUGAAGAUAAAAUUGCAGAAUAUAAUGCAUUAACCAGACAACUUGAAUCUGCUUUGGAAGAAGGGAGGAAAAUGGUUGCUGAAGAACAGGAAAAAAUAUCAUACAAAGAACAAGCCUUUCAGAGAAAACUGCUACUUCUUGAAGCUGAAGUGAGAAAGAAGCAAGAAGAAAAAAAACAACUCCUCUGCUUAUUUCACCACAAUGAAAAGCACCAUGAAGUACAUUUGAAAGAGCUGGAGAAUAGCCUACAGAAGUCAGAGAACAAGAACCAGAGCAUCCAGAAUUAUGUGCAGUUUUUGAAAGCUGCAUAUGUAACAAUGUUUGGCUGAACUCUUUAAUCUAUUUUAUAGUGAAGAAACUUAUCAAGAUUGGCCUCCCAGUCUUGUUGGAGAUGAAGCUGUUGAGACUUAACACUAUUUUGCCAUUUUUGAUGUUCUAUUUUGAGUUCUAGAAUGUUAAUUCUUCCCUAGGAAAACAUCUGUUGUGGGCAGGAGAAAGCAGGUCAGUCAUUACUAUAUAUCCUACUGGUCGGUCACAUGUGGGAAAUUGGACUGAUACUAUUGCUUUAAACAAUUAUGUUAUCCAUGGCACAGCAGUGCAAAGCUGAGUGCAUGACAGCAGUGGCAAGUGUGUAUGUGUGGGGUAUGCACACAAAAUUGGUAUGUGAAUGUCCUGGGCUCUAAAAUCUUACAUGAGUCCUUUUAGUCCAUGGUAAAUGAGAUGAUCACAGAUUAUCCUUCAAUUCAACGAUAUCCAACCUAUUAAGACAGGCAAAAAUUUAGAUCAUUAGGUUCCUUCCCUUUUUUCCCUGCUGUUUAGCACUAGUAUAGUACACAGUGCUGCAAUACAUGGGAGAGUCACCACCAAAAGGGUGUCCCAUCCAGCCACUUUCCUCUACAUCUCGUUAUGCUCAGGAAUAUACUGUAGUAAUAUUUUAUAAAUAAGUAGAAAAAUAUUUUAGAUACAGGUAUACUUUAAGCUCUGAAUGUGCUGAUAUAUUCUGGUGACACGGUUCCAGUAAGAUAUUUAAGUAUUUGAGUUCAAGAGCUGCUGUUCAGUAAGAUUGACUUAUGCCUCAGGUAAAACACAUAAAAAUAUUCAGCUGAUGCAGGGCUGUUACAGUGGGGAUACUGCAACGCGCGUAUCAGACAACAAGG